Anopheles nili is the source of this 2604-nucleotide messenger RNA. It is a transcript of the gene TM9SF4, whose product is annotated as transmembrane 9 superfamily member 4. Gene Ontology annotation, biological process: protein localization to membrane. The transcript is spliced from 8 exons. Bases 28 to 1944 code for a protein of 638 amino acids. Gene Ontology annotation, cellular component: membrane. The record is from RefSeq and is a predicted model, not a curated record. NCBI's taxonomy places the organism in Eukaryota, Metazoa, Arthropoda, Insecta, Diptera, Culicidae.
GAUGUAUUCUUCGUUUAGUCUGUCCAAAUGAAGCCAAAUAUGGAAACCCAGAAUCAGCGAUGGACUGUGCCGUGGUUGCUGGCAAUGACGACCCUGUUGCAACUGGUUGGCCAGUGUUCAGCAUUUUACGUUCCUGGAGUAGCACCUGUCGAAUUCAAAAAGGGGCAGAAAAUUGAUGUGAAAGCCGUCAAAAUGACCAGCACUCACACGCAGCUUCCUUACGAGUACUAUUCACUUCAACUAUGUUUGCCCAAAAAUGGGACGUUUGUGUACAAGAGUGAAAAUCUCGGCGAAGUGCUUCGUGGAGAUCGUAUAGUUAAUACACCGUACGAAGUGCGGAUGGCGGAAAACAUCCAGUGUAAGCUGUUGUGCAAUUCGAAGGAUCGUCCCAUGAACUGGGAUCAUGACCAGUCCGCUAAGGUAGCAGAAAGGAUACGCCACGAGUACUUCGUGCAUCUAAUUAUCGACAACCUUCCGGUUGCAACCAAAUUCGUCAAUCCGGACACCAUGGAACUGCAAUUCGAACAUGGAUAUCGGUUAGGGCAAAUGAACGGGCCCAACGUGUUUAUCAACAAUCAUUUGCGAUUCCGGUUGUUUUAUCACCUUCACAGCGAAAACCAAUAUCGCGUUGUCGGAUUCGAGGUUGAGACGCUAUCGAUAAGCAAGAACUCGCUUAGCUUCGACGGCGAUACGUGCAUUUUUCCGGACAAUCCUAAGCCACAAGCAGUAACUCCAAAUGGUAGAACGGAACUUUUCUUCACGUACUCCGUGGUGUGGCAGAAAUCCUUCGUAAAAUGGGCCUCGCGAUGGGACAUUUAUCUGGGAAUGAACGAUGUGCAGAUACAUUGGUUUAGUAUCAUAAAUUCACUUGUGGUGGUAUUCUUUUUGUCAGGUAUUUUGACAAUGAUCAUGGUCAGAACGCUUCGUAGAGACAUUGCUAAGUACAAUACGGAUGAUGGGAUCAGCAUCGAAGACACUUUAGAGGAAACCGGCUGGAAGUUGGUACAUGGAGAUGUAUUCCGUCCGCCACGCCAUCCUCGACUCUUUGCUGCCAUCAUCGGGAGCGGCAUACAAAUUUUUUUCAUGGCGCUUAUAACGAUUAUUAUUGCAAUGCUUGGAAUGCUAUCACCAUCGUCGCGUGGAGCGCUAAUGACUGCUGGAAUAAUGCUAUACGUGUUUAUGGGCCUCAUCGCUGGAUAUUUCUCUGCGCGGCUAUAUAAAACGAUGAAAGGGCGCAACUGGGAACGUGCAGGCUUCCUAACGGCCACGUUCUACCCGGGUCUAGUAUUUGGCACCUGUUUCUUCUUAAACUUCUUCAUAUGGGACAAAGACUCAAGUGGUGCUGUUCCGUUCGGAACGAUGGUGGCCCUGCUCCUGCUGUGGUUUGGAAUAUCCUUACCAUUGGUAUUUUUGGGCUAUUACUUUGGCUAUCGAAAGCAAGCAUAUCAGCAUCCGGUGCGAACAAACAUGAUUCCUCGACAGAUACCUCAUCAGCACUGGUACAUGAAUGUGGGUUUGUGUAUACUGAUGGCUGGUAUACUACCUUUCGGUGCAGUCUUUAUUGAACUGUUUUUCAUAUUUUCUGCAAUCUGGCAGAAUCAGUUCUACUAUCUGUUUGGGUUUUUGUUCCUUGUGUUUUGCAUACUGGUCGUAAGCUGCUCGCAAAUAUCCAUAGUAAUGACAUACUUUCAAUUGUGCGCUGAGGAUUAUCGAUGGUGGUGGAGAAGUUUUAUUGUUUCUGGCGGAUCCGCGGUGUACAUACUGUUCUAUAGCAUAUUUUAUUUCUUCACUAAACUGGAAAUAACCGAAUUCAUACCGACUCUGCUUUAUUUAGGAUACACAGGUUUGAUGGUCGUUACUUUCUACAUCCUCACCGGAACGAUAGGAUUUUUCGCUGCAUAUAGUUUUAUCCGAAAAAUCUACGGAGCCGUAAAGAUUGAUUAAUCAAACGCUAGUGCUAUCAUCCGAUUUUGUUGGAAUUGAACAUGUUGUUUGGAUCUUAAACAACCUUCGUUUCAGUUAAAACGAAAAGAGACGUCUCUUUUUCGUAGCUUAUUGAAAGUGAAGCUACAACAACGAUAACAGUACGCAACGGGAAUGAUGAUAACAGAUCACCUUGUGUACAGAACAGAAAACAAAAGCCGCCGAACACACUGACUCAAACCCGAACCCUUUUGUUGUGAUAGUACAUCGAGCAGACCGGAUGCAAUUCAAUUUUAGCAUGUAAGAGCGACUUGCAAUUGUGAGAUUAUGUGUAUGAAAGAGUUUACUUGACACUUUGCACUUACUCGAUGUAAAUUUCACCAGAGGAAAUUCGGUGCAUACUCAGCGGAACGUUAUCAUUCGUCAAACUGGCUGCUACAAAGAACCAAACGAGCCAGUUGAUUAAACUUACUGUGAAUCGUUGAGAGGUGUUUUCUAGGCAUAUUUGGGCGAUUUGUGCAAAGAUGCGUUGAACUGAUUGUUUAUCUGUUUGCUAUAUUCUUGUUUUAUUUCAAUUGACUACAGAAUGCAAGUACGAUGAUAAUCUACAAUUUUAGUUAGUUGUAACAUACACUAUUGAUAAGUAUAAUGGUACGAAAACAUAGAUAAAUAAAAAGUAUC